Porites lobata is the source of this 1452-nucleotide messenger RNA. NCBI's taxonomy places the organism in Eukaryota, Metazoa, Cnidaria, Anthozoa, Scleractinia, Poritidae. The record is from the annotation of a GenBank genome assembly.
AUGGGACAAACAAGUGGCAGUUACUUGAAAUCGAUGAAACAGUCAAAGAUUCGUAGCAAAGAUGAAACUAUUGAACAACUUGGACUCAUUCAACAAAUGUUGGUCGCUAAGACUGAAACGGUGGCUAAGAAAAUGAGAGACGAUGCCAAUGAAGACAAACGUUUUCCAGUAAAAGCAGUGGUUAAAACAGUAGGAAAACAGUUGAUCGGCACUGGAGACAAGGCAUCUGUUGAAGAAAUCCGAAUGUACGUACGUGAGGUCUGUCGUUCUGAAUUUGUCGAUGGUCUGAUAAAAAUGGCUUGGAGAGAUGUAAAUGAGCUACUUCAGAACACAACUGGGAAUGAAGCAGAGCGAAUGGCUUCUCAAUUGGUUAUAUCAAAUAGCAGUGUCCUUCGAGUAGACUACCAUGUCUAUAAAUUCGCCUUUAGCUCUAAAGGUUUGAGGGACAAGUUUGAAUGUGCCAUUUGUUAUGUAGUGCAGCUUGGAAUAUUGAACCUGGAGAAGGCUAAUUUAGACGAAGUCAAGGAAGAGCUUGCAAAAUGUAUAACAAACAUAGAAGAUGUUAAGUUUCUCCGAGAACUAAUACUCAUGGGUGACUUAUUCAGAGAAAUCACUCGCUUUCAAAUUGAUAGAGGCGGUGGCGAAGAGAACAGUGCCAACUAUGCGUGGGACGACAUUGUUCGUUACUUUACUGAUCUGUCAAUGUUUAGAAACUUUACGAAAUGGCGUGCUUUAACACGCUUAUCGUUUCAGUCAGUUUAGUUCACUUUUGCUAUCGGACGAUUCCAGCAGCUGAGGCAGAUUGAUACUGGUUUUACGGAACACCGAGACUGAGAUUGCAAAGUGAGCAGGAAACCUUGUAGUGCGGUGAUUAGUAAUCGGCUCCUGAUUAAUUGGAAUGUACUGAACUCUUCAUGAAACAGUCAUUGUCGCUUCGACAGACUGCUUAACUAACUCGUUAUUUAUAUCACUGUGCCUGUACAAACUAUAUUGAAUGAACUCUACAACACCAGUCGAAUCAGUCACUAAAUGCUCACGCCACAUUUCCAUUUUUGCACUAUCUGAAAGUCUGUUCAUGCAUGAACACUAAUAACUGUUUUUCAGAAACUAGUGUAAAAAAAAAAGACUGGCCUAAAGUUCAUUCAUACUUCUUCAUAUAGUGCCAUUGGAAGUAUGCUGAUUAUCCAUGGCGUUUCAGCAAAGCCCCUGAUGUUAAAUAAGGCGGCAUUAAAGUACAUAUUAAGCUAAUAGUCCUUUGUUUAUUUUUUAAUGUUUUUUAAACAGGUUUAAGUUAUUAACUCGCCGUGACGGUUUGCUUAUAAGAGAUUUGUUUUUCUUUACCUUUUUAGCGAGCUAGCAAAGGUCCAAAUUUUUCAAGGCAAUAUUAAUUAUCCAUUUCGUUUGAACAGUGAAAGUCUCACUGAUGUGAUCUAUCUUACUUCAAAUAAAUAA